AUUAAGAGUUAAAGUUUCACGUGAAAUCAUGUUAUUCAGUGCUACUCGUGCGCUUCUACGCGGGGCCCAACGGGCUGAUCUUCAUCGCCACCGUGACGUGCACCGUUGGGUAGCGCCAACAUUGCGUGAACUACGCAAGCGGCGUGAGAAAAUGGGUCCGGAAGCGGUGUUGCCCCGAUCAUCUCACACGGACUGGAACUACAAUGCAGAAAUCUUCGCGUUUGGCAAACGGUUGCAGGAAAACUUUGAACCCGCUCUUCUACAGCAAGCAUUUACGCAUCAAUCAUUCAUUGAGCAAGAAACACAUAGACAGGCUUCGGUUGGCAUCGAACAGCCGGUACUGGGUGUCAAUGAUAACCAGGAACUAAUAGCACACGGCGACCAGUUAAUAACUAACUAUGUCGAUGCGUUCCUACUUACGACACUUCCCCGUUUACCACGCCAUUUUGUAGUGUGCUUGCGAGAGGCUCUUACCAGCGAAUCGCAGCUUGCCCACGUAUCGUCUCAUUUGGGCACGAAAGAUGUCAUCAUGGCGGCAGAAUUUCCCGUAGGUGAUGCUUUACUGGCAAACACACUAAAGGCCAUCGUAGCAGCGCUCCAUCGUUCAUCUGGCGACGAACAAUGUUUCCUGUUUGUUCGCGACUUCUUGUGCACCACGUUGAACCAGCGGGAUCUGUUUGAAUUCUUUGACAUCCCUGAUCCUCUGCAAACAUUGCAAGAAUACUGCAAAGAGCGAAAACUAGCAGAUCCCGAACCACGGCUGAUCGGAAACGUCGGAAAGAACACAAUCCUCGCGACGUACAACGUUGGUAUUUAUAAUGAUCGGAAAUUGCUGGGGAGUGGAUUCGGCGAGAAUCAAACGAUUGCGAUUGAAGAAGCGGCACGGGAUUGCCUGCGGAAGCUUUUUGGCAUUGAGCUCUACAUGAAACCGGUUAACUUUAGACUAACGCUGACAGAUUGUGCCCAAAAUUUAGUUCAAAAAAGUGCCGGAAAGGUAAAAAAUCGCCAAAAGAGUAAUUAGUCAUUUCCUUGCAAACCAAUUUAAACAGCAAGAAAAGG
This is a messenger RNA of Anopheles nili, 1059 nucleotides long. It is a transcript of the gene mRpL44, whose product is annotated as 39S ribosomal protein L44, mitochondrial. The record is from RefSeq and is a predicted model, not a curated record. The transcript has a single exon. Gene Ontology annotation, biological process: regulation of gene expression; rRNA processing; primary miRNA processing. Gene Ontology annotation, cellular component: nucleus. NCBI's taxonomy places the organism in Eukaryota, Metazoa, Arthropoda, Insecta, Diptera, Culicidae. The coding region runs from base 29 to 1021 and encodes 330 amino acids. Gene Ontology annotation, molecular function: double-stranded RNA binding; ribonuclease III activity.